Molecule: messenger RNA, 493 nt
Organism: Eruca vesicaria subsp. sativa (arugula)
Lineage: Eukaryota; Viridiplantae; Streptophyta; Magnoliopsida; Brassicales; Brassicaceae
Source: the annotation of a GenBank genome assembly
AGGAAAGAUCAGAUGGAGACAGAAGGAAGAAGAGGAGGAGCUUCUUAUUAUCUUUUGUUCCCUUUUAUGUUCAUACACCAAACUCUCCGAUCUCUCUUACUCAAGCUUUUCAGUCUGCGAUCUCCUUCUCAACAUAGUUCUCUGGAGGAAGAGGAAGAAGUUGAGGUUGUGCAAGUGACAUCGAGGGGACUUCCACCGAAACCAAAGAAGCUGCAGCAGAAGCCGAGGGGAAGUUCCGGCAAGCCAGGAAGUAUCAACAAGAAGCCUCGCUAGUUUUUACUUGAAUUAAGUUUAAUAAUUUACAAUUUCUUUUUAAUCAGUGUAAGACUAUGUGUUUUUAAGUGGUAAUUCUUGAGGAUUGUAAGUUCUCCGAGACCUUCUUAUAUCAUAUAACAUAAAUAAAAAGACAAUGUGAAUCAUGUAUGACAGAUAUUUGGUGAUAAAUUAAACUGUGAAACAAAUAAUUAACAUGAUCAUAUAAAUCAACUACAUC